CCUAUUUCUUGGGCUGAUGAAUAUGGCCCGUUCUGAUCUCGACCGCCUUGGACUUCUAUAUAUACAGUCUUCAUCAUCUCUUCUCGCCUGAUAUCGAUCAGGACCAUCAGGUCCCAGCAAAUUAUAACGCGAUCUUCAUCGGUAAUUCACGAAUAAACGAGGUUUUUUUGAGAUCGAUUUCACGGAAACAAAAUUUCCGAGCUUCUAUUUCAGGUGAUCUAAGGAUUUGGUAUUACUGUAAAAGGGUUUUGUAAGUAUGUCAAGUAAGAAAGAAGAGAAAUCUCAGGUUGCGGCGGAGAGGAUAAAGGCCGCAGCCUUGAGUGCGGCGAAAGGUUUAAGUAGAGCCCAAGCAGAACGGGCAGCAGCUGCUGCUGCUCGUAAUGUGAACGCUUAUGGGCAAAAGGAAGAAGGGCCGAGUCGAUGGCAAGAGAAACGAGAAGCAAAGAGGCAGAUGUAUUUAAUGAGUACGGAAAAAGCAGUGAGAUUGGGUGAGCGAAAAGAUCUUAAUUCUAUGUCAAAAGCUUUUGGUGGUAAUGGACAGUGCCAGAAGUGCUUUCAAAGUGGGCAUUGGACUUACGAGUGUAAGAAUGAGAGGGUUUAUAUGUCGAGGCCAUCAAGGACUCAACAACUUAAGAAUCCAAAGUUGAGGAUGGAGGUUUCGACUUCUUGUGAUUUGGAGAAUCCAGAAGGGGAGGAUGAGGAGGGGCGAAAGAGGGAGAAGAAGAGUAAGAGAAAGCACAGGUCAGAUUCGGAUUCUGGGAGUGACAGCGAGGCUUCUGUUUUCGAGACAGAUAGUGGGUCGUCGUCUGUGACAGGGUCGGAGUCUUCGGAUGAGGAAAGUAGUUCGGGGUGCAGUUCAUCUUCUUCGGAGGAAGAGAGGCGGCGGAGAAGGAAGAAAAGGAAGCAGAAGAAGAAGGAGAGGCGCAGGAGGUAUAGCUCGUCCUCCGAUGAGUCUUCUGAUUCGGAUUCGGGUUCAGAAUCUGAUUCUGAUGACAAGAGCAGCAGGAAGAAGAGGAGGCAUAGCAGGAGGAGAUGAAGAGAAUUAAUCAAGAACAAAGGAGCCAUUUGUCUUGUCUUGUGUGUCUGGCUCUAGGAUCAUGAGCUUCCCUUAUAUUGGACUCAGCUGUAGCUUUGGAGCUCAUACUGUGAUCAGGGGCCAAUGUGGUGGGUUAAGUAAAAUAAGUUAGCUGAGGUGUUUUCUUCGUGUGUUUUUGCAUAUUUUGUUGGUCGUGGUAGUUGCUUUGUGAUGCAAUUACGCUUGGUCGUAAUUGCAUCACUAAACUUGUAACAGUUUCUGUGGUUCCUAAACUUGGUUUUGUAAGGUAGUCAUGAAUAUGAUAUGUGAAAAUGGCAUGCCAUCUGCUCUUCUUUCAAA
Messenger RNA from Populus nigra (black poplar), 1375 nucleotides. RefSeq lists its product as uncharacterized. Gene Ontology annotation, molecular function: zinc ion binding; nucleic acid binding. The record is from RefSeq and is a predicted model, not a curated record. The transcript is spliced from 2 exons. The coding region runs from base 257 to 1036 and encodes 259 amino acids. NCBI's taxonomy places the organism in Eukaryota, Viridiplantae, Streptophyta, Magnoliopsida, Malpighiales, Salicaceae.